GGGGGGGUCGCUGUGUGGGAUAUGGAUUGUGGACCUCCCAAAGUAUAGCAGUUCGUGCUCUCAGCAGCCCCUGCCUUGCCAGGACAGCGUGUCCUUCGAAGACAUGGCCAUGUACUUCUCUUGGGAGGAGUGGAAUCUUCUUGAUGAGGCUCAGAGACACCUGUACUUCUCUGUGAUGUUGGAGAACCUGGCCCUCACGUCGUCCCUGGGUCGCUCCUUAGAAGUGAAGCAUGACGGGGCACCUUCCGAGCCAAGCAUUUCUGUGGGAUUGUCGCAGGUCCGGACCUGCUCUCCAGGUUCAGCUCUCCAGAAUGAGUGCUCCUGUGAAAUGCAUGGCCCUGUCUUGAGAGGUAUUUUUCACUCAGCUCAGCACCAUGGGACACACAGCAGGAAGAAGCCGUACACAUACAAGGCACAGCCAUACCUCACAGCAGGGUUACAGCAUCACCGGCAGCAUGUCAGAGAGCUGCCAUUUGGAAGCUGUGUGGAUAGACUCACGUACAAUCCGCGUGUCAGGGAAACUUUCACCUGCAAAGAAAUUGCCAAGGGCUUCUCACCCAGUGUGGUGUUCCCUCAUCAACAAGACACAGGAAAGAACCCAACCAGUGGUGACAAGUGUGGGGUGGCCUUGCACAGUGGAAAGUCAUCAUGCUGGGGAAAAUGUAAGAAAACCUUCAGCCACAUCAGCACAUUUGUUCAGGACCAGAGAGUCCUCAUCAGGGAAGGGCUUUUUGUCCACAAGUGUGGAAAAGCCUGUACAUGAAGGUGUAACCUCAUCCAGCACCAGAAAGUGCACGGUGAGGUCAGGCCUUACAGCGAGUGUGGAAAGUGUUUUACCUACUACUCCAGCUUCGUGAUACACUGGCGAGUCCACACUGGAGAGAGGCCUUACUCGUGAAGUGAGUGUGGGAAGGGCUUCGGUCAGAUCUACAGCCUCAACAGCCACCAGAAAGUUCACAUUGGAGAAAGGCGUUACGAGUGCAGAGAAUGUGGGAAAUUCUACCAAAGAUCCAACCUCAUUCAGCACCAGCGAGUCCAUGCUGGAGAAAAGCCUUACGAGUGCAGAGAAUGUGGGAAGUCCUUUAGCCAAAACUUUAGGCUCAUCUACCACCAGCGCAUCCACACUGGAGAGUGCUGUGAGUGUGGGAAAGCCUUUAGCCGCAGCUCCAGCCUCAUCCACCACCAGAGACUCCACAUGCAGUGCAGUAAAUGUGGGAAGUCUUUUAAGCAAAGCUCCAGCUUCAGUUCACAUUGGAAAGUCCACAUGGGGAAAAAGCCCUAUGCAUGUAGGGAAUGCAGGAAGUCCUUCAGCCAUAGCUCUAACCUUAAGACCCACCAGAGAGUUCACACUGAGGAAAGGCCCAUGGAGUGCAGGGAGUGUGGAAAGUCAUUUAGCUGCAAAUCUAACCUUAUCAAACACCUGAGGAUUCACACUGGAGAAAGGCCUUACCAGUGCACUGACUGCGGGAAGUGCUUCAGCCAGAAUCCAGCCUUAUUCAGCACUGGCAGCUGGACACACAAAAGCCCUACCAGCGCCGUGACUGGGAAAGGCUUCGCCUGCAGGUCUAUCCUCAUUCAAUGCCGGAGAGUCCACACUGGAGUAAAGCAUUAG
This is a messenger RNA of Dipodomys spectabilis (banner-tailed kangaroo rat), 1612 nucleotides long. RefSeq names its product zinc finger protein 211 (gene Znf211). The record is from RefSeq and is a predicted model, not a curated record. Lineage: Eukaryota; Metazoa; Chordata; Mammalia; Rodentia; Heteromyidae. Gene Ontology annotation, biological process: regulation of DNA-templated transcription.